Molecule: messenger RNA, 607 nt
Organism: Halteromyces radiatus
Lineage: Eukaryota; Fungi; Mucoromycota; Mucoromycetes; Mucorales; Cunninghamellaceae
Exons: 1
Coding region: 59-307 (82 amino acids)
Biological process (GO): mitochondrial respiratory chain complex IV assembly
Cellular component (GO): mitochondrial intermembrane space
Source: RefSeq, a predicted model, not a curated record
UUUUUUUUUUCUUUUUUUUUUUGUUGUUUGACAUUAUUCUAUUCAUUAUAUCCACAACAUGUCUCAAGCUUCGUCAGAAGUACCUCUUCAACAACAACAAGAAGACAUGGACGAUGAUCCUUACAAUGCUCGUAUUGAAAAAACAGGAUGUGCUCAAGAAAAUGAAGAUUUGCAGUUAUGUUUCUACGAUAAACGAGACUGGCGAUUAUGCAAAGAGGAAAUGCAACGUUUUCGACAAUGUUUUAUAGCCAAUGCGAACAAUGCUGGUAGUCAGGAACUCAAGGCAUCCGCUCGAACUCAACAUUAGACAACACUCACACACAGAAUGACCAUGAUUCCUUUUUUUUUUUUUAAUAUAUAUUCUCGACCGCUUGAAAUAAGGAUAUAAAUACUUGAUACCACGCACUGUAGCCUACUUCUCUUCCAUCCCUUCACUGUUGUAUACUCUAGAUAGAAUUCAUCCAAAUAGUAUAGCCUUUUUUUUUCGUAUAUACAAAAACAAAUUCAAUAAACUUACUCACACUCUAGAUAUAUAGGAAAACAAAUAGGAAUUGUUAUUUAUCUAUCUUAUUGAUUGAUACGAAUAAAUAACAAAAAAAGAUAGAUC